GUUAAUUUUCAGUACAGAAGGGUUUGUUGUUCUCGGCUGGUAUUCCCUUGCUUGUUUUUGGAACCAGAAGUCAUCGAAAACCUACAAUGUCGCAGCGUGAACACAAGAAAAACGGGGAGCAGCCGACUUUAAACUCGGAACACAAGUUACACGGCGUCAUGGUAAACCCGAGAGCGGUGUGUAAUGUGUGUAAACGCUUGUACCGGGACCCUAAAAUCCUGCCCUGUCUGCACACCUUCUGCUCCGACUGUAUCGGCCAGCUGGAGCCGUUCUCUGUAUCCUCUCGUAGUCACCGGGACGGUCCGGAGGAGGGCAGGGGCGGGGAGGCGUCCGCUGCGGACCGAACCUCCGUCACCGUUACGGUGCUCUGCCCCGAUUGUGACUCCGAGGUGGACAUCCCGCCUUCGGGGCCGGCCUGGCUGAGCACCGACCACCUGGCGCUAGACGAAGUGUUCCUGGAGACUCUGGUGACCAACGGCCCGCUGGGAUGCGACCUGUGCGGGGAAGGAGGCGCCGAGCGCCGCUGCGAGGUCUGCUGCGUUAACCUGUGCGAGUUCUGCUGCCAGGCACACAGGCGGCAGAAGAGAACAGCAUCUCAUUGUGUUCAGCGUCUCGAGGAGCUGAGGUCUCGAGGUCGUCUCUGCCGCCCUGUCCUGUGUUCCCUGCACCCCGGCCAGGAGCUCCGGCUCUUCUGCCAGCCCUGCGACCUGCCAGUCUGCCUGGAGUGUGCCGCCACGCUGCACCGUGACCACCGCUGCUGUCCCACACUGGACGUUAUCGAUCGUCACGGAGACCACAUCAGAGAGCUGGUGACGGCGCGCCUUCGACCUCGCCUGGAGCAGCUGGAGCGCUCACUGCAGAAGGUGGAAGUAUCCCAAGAUGCUUUGCAGACACGAGUGGAAGAAGCUGCGAGCGAGGUGAGGGCGUUUGCACGAAGCUACGCCAGCGCCGUGGAAGCCCACUGCGUGUCUCUGCUGCGUCGUCUGGAGGAACUCCGUGUUCAACGCAGGAACCAGCUCCACCUGCAGAGGGCGCAGCUGCAGCAGGCUCUGCUGGACGUCCGAGGCGGCGUGGAGUUCGCAGAGAGACUGCUGAGCUGCGGCUCAGAAGCUGAGAUUCUCAGCGCCAAAGGAGUGACCCUGAGAAGACUGACCACGCUGGCUAGCUAUGACCCUCACCUGGCAACAGUCGCCCCCGACGACGGCAGCAGCAUCAGCUUCAUGCCCAGAGAGCCAGCAGGGGAGGUGGAGGGCUACCCGGUGGUCGGGGUCCUCCACUCUAAGACAGUGGAUCUUAGCAAGUGCACCAUUGAAGGAGAAGGUCUACAGCGGGGCAGGGAGGGCCAGCAGGGUCACUUCACCCUGGUGUGCCGAGACUCAGCUGGAGAGCAGAUGGCACGAGGUGGGGAGCAUGUCCUGGUCAGCAUCGUAAACAAGGAGAAGAAAAACUGCACAGUGGAGACAACAGUGAUUGACAACAACGAUGGAUCCUACACUGUUUCAUACACACCUGAAGAGCCAGGAGCUUACUCAGUGUGGGUUUGUGUCAAAGCCCAACACAUCAAGGGUUCUCCAUUCAUCCUGAAUGUGAAGAGGAAAUUCAGGCGUCACACUGGAACAUUUCACUGCUGCUCCUUCUGUUCCAGUGGAGGAGCCAAAGAGGCUCGCUGUGGCUGUCCAGGAACUAUGCCAGGAGGUUUCAAAGGCUGCGGUCACAGCCACAAGGGUCAUCCUGGGAAGCCCCACUGGUCCUGCUGUGGCAGCACCGCGGAGCAGUCCGAGUGCUUGCCCGCGAGCGUGAUGGCUGCAGUGUCCCCCCGAGGCCACCUGCGCACCGUGGAGCUCUGAGGUGACAUGGAGACGAGACCCGUCAGGACGAUGCAAGUUAAUAAAAGAUGACAGCCACCGAAAGGUUAGAGCAGCAGGGGGGAGGCAGCUUAAGGUUGUCGACGCGAACGUUCGGGCAGACUUGAAAAAGGUCAGGGCGAGGAAAUGAAAGCUCUGAAGACACACAGACAGGCAGCGGGAGGACAUCACAGUCGCCGUGUCCUCAGAUAACAGACAAUCUGGUAUGGUGGCGUAAUUAUGAUACAAGAGCAAGCAAAUAAGACAAACGCCAAGGUCUGAAGUAAAAGCUUUCAGGCCGUGUUUUAAAGUGCCUUCAGUGCCCCUCCAAGCACUGCCUGCACACUCUGGUUGAAUAUUAACCACUUUUUUUAUGCACAGAUUGCAAAUUGUGGGAGCUCAAAUCACUGGAAGACAAGAUACGUGAACUACUCAAUAAUGACAUUAUAACAUUCAUACAUAGAGACAGAGUUUGUCCGUGUGGAAUGCUCAGUACUAUCACAGUCUCCCACUAAAGCAGACGUGUGUGUGAAGGCCAUGGUAACAGCUGUUGCUAGGAGAGGAGACAUUUGUGCUCCCUCACUGUUGCACUUCUCUUUCACCAGCAAUUAUUCAAUCUCAAGCUGAUAUGUUUAACCUCACAGAUCCCAUCUAUUCCAAAGGUGCUGAAAUCUGUUCCAGACUCAUUAGACUGGAAACAUUGAAAAUUACCAGACUGUUGUCCUCAACACUUCCUUUGAAAGUACCCAGGAGAAUACACAGAGAGAAGAACUGUGAUCCUCACAAGCAUUUACACACAUGAAUAAUGAUGUAAUUUUGGAUGGCAACAUACAGUCAUUACUUACUAUCAACUAUGUCAUUAUGAAGUAAUUAGCGGUACAAAAUCGAGCCCAACAGACAAAUGGGGAGGCAGAUACUUUCAGCCAGUAUUGACUCAACGUCAGCUGAUAAGUAACAGGAAAUUGCAGUAAGGAAAUGCCAAAUAUAUGUUUUAAGUCAUUUAGAAAGUGUCACUAUUAUAUUUGUCUGCCAGAGAGGACUGACGAAAAGUGUCAAAUGUCCUGCUCAGUAUAUCACUGGCUCACAAUUGUUUAAAACACAAAUUUAAAGGAAACUUAUAAACAUGUUUAUUUUAUGCAUUCAUCUUUAAAAAAAAGAAAAAAAGAAUAUUGCCAAAUACAAUCAUUGGCCCCUCUUCAUUAGGUACACCUGUGCAAUCUAAUCCAAUCCAAUACAACAGCUCUGCUAUAAAUUCUACCUUAAAGAAGUUUCUACAUGUUUAGUUUUUGUUGACACUGUCAGGAAGGUGAUCAUUCUACUUUAUGUUUAUUAUUGAGGUCAUAGUGGGUGAUAGUGGUGGAUUAGAGUGCAUUAUAUUGAAUGGUGUUCCUAAUAUUUUGUCCACUCCAUUAACAUACAUGAGGGUGGCAAAAUAUUAGGAACACCAGUCAAUAUAAUGCACUUCAGUAAAGUUUAAAACUCUAAAAUAGCAACAAUCCAGUAUCAAAUGAGCCAUAAUACAAAAAAUAUUUUUUUUGAAGAAAUAUCAUAGUGAUGCUAAAAAGUAUUUUUUGUUUGUUCGUAUCUUCUCUGAGAACCAAGACUUGAUUCACUGUGUUACUUGAUGUUAUUUACUACAGUCUGUCUGUACCACUGUGGACCUGCUAGUUACUGGUAAGCUAUCGGCUGCUUGGCACAUUUUCCAAAUAAAUACCAAGUAAUUA
This is a messenger RNA of Scomber scombrus (Atlantic mackerel), 3568 nucleotides long. It is a transcript of the gene trim45, whose product is annotated as tripartite motif containing 45. Gene Ontology annotation, cellular component: nucleoplasm; chromatin. The transcript is spliced from 8 exons. The record is from RefSeq and is a predicted model, not a curated record. Gene Ontology annotation, biological process: positive regulation of DNA-templated transcription. Gene Ontology annotation, molecular function: ubiquitin-protein transferase activity; zinc ion binding; protein binding. Lineage: Eukaryota; Metazoa; Chordata; Actinopteri; Scombriformes; Scombridae. Bases 87 to 1847 code for a protein of 586 amino acids.